Hordeum vulgare subsp. vulgare (domesticated barley) is the source of this 1572-nucleotide messenger RNA. RefSeq names its product transcription factor RF2b. The transcript has 4 exons. Gene Ontology annotation, cellular component: nucleus. NCBI's taxonomy places the organism in Eukaryota, Viridiplantae, Streptophyta, Magnoliopsida, Poales, Poaceae. The record is from RefSeq and is a predicted model, not a curated record. The coding region runs from base 172 to 1239 and encodes 355 amino acids. Gene Ontology annotation, molecular function: DNA-binding transcription factor activity. Gene Ontology annotation, biological process: regulation of DNA-templated transcription.
AUCUAGCUAGGCCAGGCCACAGUCCCAGAUCCCACUCUAACCCCACCUCUUAAAAACCAGACCAAACCCGAAAGCUACAGGGAAAACAUACAGGCGCAGCAGCAGCAGCAGCCGCCGCCUGCGCCUGCGCGCCCUAUCUACACCUCCUCCAAUCCCUGGCUCGACCGCCCAAUGCAGCAGCCCAAACCCGCGGAUCCGCCGGCCCGGCCCUUCCCGCCGCCUUCCCCGCCCAUGGCGGCGGCGGCGGCCACGGCCAUGCGCGGGGCUCACCACCGCCGCGCCAGAUCUGAGGUCGCCUUCCGCCUCCCGGACGACCUCGACAUCGCCGGCGGCGCCGACGGCGACGCCUCCGCGGGCUUCGACGAGAUCGGCUCCGAGGACGACCUCUUCUCCACGUUCAUGGACAUCGAGAAGAUCUCCUCCGGCCCCGCCGCGGGCUCAGACCGCGACCGCGCCGCCGAGACCUCCUCCCCACCGCGCCCCAAGCACCGUUACAGCAGCUCCGUCGACGGCUCCGGCCUCUUCUCCGCUGCCGGCAGCGCUGCGCGGAGGGACGCUGCUGCCGCCCAAGCGCUGGCCGACGUCCUGGAGGCCAAGAAGGCCAUGUCCCCCGAGCAGCUCGCCGAGCUCGCAGCCAUUGACCCCAAGCGCGCCAAAAGAAUUCUAGCAAACAGGCAAUCUGCGGCUAGAUCAAAAGAACGGAAGGCUCGUUAUAUGACAGAACUUGAGCGGAAGGUUCAAACUCUUCAGACUGAAGCGACCACUCUCUCAGCCCAGCUCACGCUUUUUCAGAGAGAUACAACUGGGCUUUCUUCAGAAAAUGCAGAGCUCAAGAUAAGGUUGCAGGCCAUGGAGCAGCAGGCUCAACUGCGUGAUGCUCUGAAUGACGCACUGAAGCAGGAAGUGGAGAGGCUCAAGAUGGCUACGGGUGAGAUGUCAAAUUCCAGUGAUGCAUAUAGCAUGGGAUUGCAACAUGUCCUAUACAACUCGUCCUUCUUCCCGCAGUCCCAGCAAAACACAGCCCAGCACCAGGGGGGUGCUCGGUUUCCACCCCCAUUCCACCCGCCUCAUCCUAAUGUACCAAACCAUCAGAUGCUGUCCCACCCAAACACACUGUCAGAUAUCAUGCAACAAGACCAUCUUGCGCGGCUCCAGGGUUUGGACAUCAGCAAAGGGCAUCCAGUUGUGAAGUCAGAGAGCAGCUCGAUCUCUGCCAGCGAAAGCAGCAGUACAUUCUAACCAGGCCUACCCUGAUUGAGCACUCAGUUUCAUUAGGUCCCUUUGUUCAUAGCCUGACAUCCUUGUGCUGUUUCUGGUCCUGUAAACUUAAUUUUUCAUUCCAUUUGUUCGAUUUUAGUUGAAAUUCGUUGUAAUCUCAGUUGCUGAUUUUUGUAGACACGGUCCCUGGGUUCCUCCCACCUGUUUGUUUCGGGUUCAUUUUCUGUGUGCUUGAUAUGUUGUUUGGGAUUAUAUUGAGAAACUAGGAGGAGCUUCCUCCCAGAAUACUGUGUUGCUGUUGUUGGGACUGACUAUUUUUGUUGUCAGAACGGUUUGAAUUUGUGAUGUUCAUCA